Molecule: messenger RNA, 2298 nt
Organism: Malassezia sympodialis ATCC 42132
Lineage: Eukaryota; Fungi; Basidiomycota; Malasseziomycetes; Malasseziales; Malasseziaceae
Source: the annotation of a RefSeq genome assembly
AUGGCACUCUUACACCAGAACUCACUACCCCGGACUCUUGCUGCGAUGGAGUUCAGUCCAAAUGGUCGAUACCUUGCGACUGCCACAGAAGAUUUGAAGGUGACCAUAUGGGCUAUGGAUUCGCGGAAUGUGGUCCGGUCAUUUACCGCCGAAGCGAUGGCCACGAGCCUGAGCUGGCAUCCCCAUAAAGAUGUUCUUGCUUGGACAGAUAUGCAAGGCCAACUUGUCCGCUGGGAAUCCGUCAUUGGUCCCAAUCUUCCGAAUGGCUUCGAAGAAUUGGAUAUUCAUGCAAAUGCGACGAAGGAGCAAAACACAACCCUGGAGAGUGAUCUCGAUGACCUUUUUGAUGAUGGUCUUGCAGUCGAUGAUGACCGAGAUUCAGACUCACAUCGAACAACGCGAGGGCGUCCAUCUCACCUAUCAUUCUCUGAGCAGACUCUCUCCCAGCCUACGUUUCAACCAGGCUCAACACCCAUGGUUUCACAACGACGAUACCUUUGCUUGUCGCCAUUGGGCGCUCUGAUUUCUAUUGAUCAAGAUACCCACCAAACAGUGGUGUUCGAUUCAUACGACACGUCGGCUCGCCGAAACUUCCGGUUCACAGACCACUAUGGCUACAGCCUGGCCAGCGUGGCACCCCAGGGAAUUCUUUUUGCUUGUCCAGCUGAAUCCAGCAGCCCUAGUUCUGUGUUUUACCGACCGUUUGAUGAUGUUCCAGGCAUUCAGACUGAAUGGACGAUAAACUUGCCUCCGGGUGAGAAUGCGGUCGCUGUUGCCCUGGGUGGUAUUCCCAAUGUGGGUUCUCAUGCUGAUAUUCUUGAUGGUCCUCAGGGUGUGGCGGACGAAUGUUUUACGUCCUAUGCGAAUGCGGUUGUGGCCACGACGAAAGGCUUUUUACGCUUCUUUGGUCCUAGUGGAAUGCAGCGUUACGUAUGGGCCCUAGGUACAUCUGUUGUUACAUUGGCAGCUGGUGCACAUGGUUUAUUGGUUGUCUACAAGUCAGGCUUUGUCCAAGCUUCCCAUCUGCAUUUGGAGUAUUUGCUUAUCGAGCUCUCGCAGCUUAGUAUUAUGCAGCAAGGUAUCCUCCCAUUGCCUCAAGAAUCGACAUUGACGUGGGCUGGCUUCAACGAACUUGGCGUACCCGCUGUGUUUGACUCCACUGGCGUUUUGUAUGCCCUAGAUCGCGCUUGGCGCCCAGGUCAGGGACGUUGGGUUCCAGUCCUAGAUUGCCAAGUUGCGCUUCAGCCACAGACAGCGUCAGAGGAUGCCUCAGAACCUGCUGCGCCGCGUGCCCGAUGUUGGCCCAUUGGUUUUACAUCCACACAUCUUCUUGGCCUCUUGCUUCCCUUGUCACAGCGAUUCCCACAAGCCACGGGCCCUCAUCCAUUGGUCCAGGAACUCGAAUUUAGCUUGUGCGUGGCGCAACGCGACGGAGCUUCAGCACCCCUCGAGGAGCAAGCUCUAAGGCAGUCCCUUCUUGCUGGUGCCAUUCGCGAUGGGCGUGCAGCCACAGGCACAACAUUAAAUGCAUCUCAUCGCACUAAUGAGAGUGAUCCUGCAUUAUUAGACAUGGAAGCAGACAAGGCACUAUUGCAGCUUGUACAGCUUGCCUGUAAGGCGGAUCGCUAUGGCCGGGCGCUGGAUGCUGCCAGAUCUCUGCAUACAGAGACGACACUUGAGGCUGCUUUAAAGAUCGCCCAUUUCUUCCAUUUACCUAGCCUGGCCGAUCGAAUGGAGCAAAUUCGAGCCCCACUCAUCGACCGUCAACAACUUGCACCUGAGAUAACUGAGCGGGCUUGUGGUACGGAUGCUCUUCUUCGUAAUGUUUUGCGUGUGCGAGUGCCUGAGGCACCGCAGACCGUCGUCCCUACCGAGCGUCGUACAGCUGCGGAUGAGUUGCAAAAGGAUAGCUUUGAGGCGCCCGAAAAACGAUCAAGCCGCACCUCCGUGCUUGCACUAGAAGGGCUCGCUCACCUUCAAGCCCCUGACACAGAGACCCCGUCAUCUCUGACACCGAGUGAUUGGUCUUUACCCCCCUUGAGUGGAGCAGGCCCUCUAUCAGAAUCUACAUCUAGUAUGCCGUCAGCCCCAACACGGAGCAAUCCUUUUGCGCGCACCCAAUCUAUUGCAAAGGAGCGUCACUUGCAGAAAAGUCAAUCCUUCUUUGAACGUGUCGAAGCGCCAAAGCGCAAAGUUGACGAUGAAAAUCCAGAUCGCUCUGAGAAGCGCACAGCUUCUAGGCAGUCUACCUUAGCUAAUUUUGCGUAUAAGGCGCCAGAGGAAGACAGCAGUUCAUAA